Molecule: messenger RNA, 3326 nt
Organism: Acanthopagrus latus (yellowfin seabream)
Lineage: Eukaryota; Metazoa; Chordata; Actinopteri; Spariformes; Sparidae
Gene: mbtps2
Product: membrane-bound transcription factor peptidase, site 2
Exons: 11
Coding region: 240-1739 (499 amino acids)
Biological process (GO): membrane protein intracellular domain proteolysis; regulation of response to endoplasmic reticulum stress
Cellular component (GO): cytoplasm; membrane
Molecular function (GO): protein binding; metalloendopeptidase activity
Source: RefSeq, a predicted model, not a curated record
ACGACGAAGAAGAGCAACCCGGAAGUGUGUCGCACAGUGCUGACGAUUCGUUUCACUCACAUCAUUUCUGAAACCAACCCGUCACCUCUUCAUAUUUUCUAAAUAACAUUUAGAUUUUUAUAGUGUUGCUCAUGGGUCACACUUGCGGCUAGCUGCGUGAUAAACAGCCGGCGGACGGAGUGAUGGAGGCGGCGCACUUAGCUUCAUUCUGUCCCCGGAGGGUCUGUUGAUGCAGCACCAUGAUCCCUGUGCCUCUUCUGGUGUGUGUGAUGGCAGCCUGGUGUGCUGUCUAUCUCGCCGACACACUGCUCAGGACAUCAGUGACACAUCGGAUCAGCUACGAGUCAUGGCUGGCGAGUCGAGGGCUCAUGUUGUCUCCGUUCCACUUGAGAUGGCAGACCACCAUGUUCAACCGACUGUUUGCAUACUGCGCCCGCAUCAACCCCCGAGCCCUCUACCUGUGGUUCAGCAGUGGCCUAGUGUUCGGUAUAGUUGCCAUGCUGGGAUCUGUGGUGCUGCUUGUCAAGACGCUGCAGCAGACGCUCGCGCAGAUGACCACAGACAACCCUCGGAUGGGAGGUCAGCAGACCCUGCAGGUGGUGGUCCCUGGUGUCAAUCUGCCCACCAGUCAGCUGGCCUACUUCUUCAGCGCCCUGCUGCUCAGCGGAGUUAUACAUGAGCUGGGCCACGCCGUGGCAGCAUUGAGGGAGCAGGUGAGAGUGAACGGCUUCGGCAUGUUUGUGUUCGUGGUGUAUCCCGGUGCGUUCGUGGACCUCUUCACCACACACCUCAACCUCAUUUCACCCACUCAGCAGCUCCGCAUCUUCUGCGCCGGAGUUUGGCACAACUUUGUUCUGUGUGUGGCAGCGCUGGCCUUCCUCUUCCUGCUGCCCAUCCUGCUGUUUCCUGUUUACUACACCGGUGCCGGCGCGCUGGUCACCGAGGUCGUCCAGGGCUCAGCGGCCGACGGUCAGCGGGGUCUGUCAGUCGGAGACAUCGUGACGGGGCUGGAGGAUUGUCCCGUCAGGGGGGUGGAGGACUGGAGCAGCUGCCUGUCUCACCUCUCUCACACCCCACAGACGGGUUACUGUGUCCCAGUGUCCAGCCUGCAGCCCAGCUGGGCCCACGGGCGAGCUUUCAAGCGUCUGGAUGGAACAAUGGACUGCUGCAGCAACAACAGCCUGACAGACCUCUGCUUCUCCUACAUGAAACCACAGAGCAGGAACGGCAGAGAGAGAGAGUACGCCUGUAUGCCGGUGCGCAAGAUGGUGACGGGGACGCGAGUGUGUCGCAGCGACGCCGACUGCGCCGCGCACUCCAACGCGCCCAGCGUUUGCGUCACGCCGUCUCUGGAGAACCAGACUCGCUUCAUCCGGGUCACGCACCCGCCCAACACCCACAUGCUGUUUGUGGGUUACCCGCCUCACCUUCAGUACUCUGUGAGUCUCACCAACUUCGUGCCCCGUCUUGGUUUCCUCCACCUGGAUCUGCCCAUCUUCUUAGAGACCUUCUGCAAGUAUGUGGUGUCCCUCUCCGGGGCGUUGGCAGUAGUAAACUCAGUGCCGUGCUUCGCUCUCGACGGUCAGUGGAUGCUGAACGCCCUGCUGGAGGCCACGCUGGUCACCGUGGUAACGGACCGACAGAAGCGCGAGCUGAUUGGUUUCUUCCUGCUGCUGGCGGGCAGCGCCCUGCUGGCAGCCAACGUGGCUCUGGGCCUGUGGAUGGUCACGGCGCGGUAGACUUUUACAAACACUGAAUGAAACGAUUCCUCGUGUGGACUGAGAGUCUUUCUCUCCGGGCGUGUCCGACACGCGUGGACCACUAAACUGUGAACAUGCAGGAUAAAAAGGACUACAUUACCCAGAAGUGCUGCCCUGUUUCUGGAAACUGUGGAGCAGAAUGUUUCUCUGCUUUUUAAGGCUUUACUGGACCGACAGGGAAAAAAAUAAAUAAACAACUGACUUCCACCUUGUUGCCACCGUACACACAAAAGCACAUAUACGAUAUACAAAGAAUGCACUUGCUGUAAAGCACUGUCCCACGUGACUGUUUACAAAGACUGCACAAUCUUUACAAGUCUUCAUACCCGUGAUAUACGGAGGACCGAGACAGCCAAAACCAAAAUAUACACACACAACUGAAUUAGAGACUCAAUAAAUAAAAAUUUAAUUAAAUGCACAAAGAAAUAAUUUUGAAAUGAAUGUGGGUAUUAAUUAAUUUGUUAAAUGUGACAAAAAAAAUCACAUUUAAGUUUCCAUUUUAUAAACGUUUGUAACAGAGGCGGGAUGUUUUACAUUUUAACAAUAAACUUUAUUGUCUGAGAUGACAUCAACGCACUCUAACAGUAAACUUUGCCCGGACUUUAAUAAAUAAUAAUUACUCUUGAGUGACUUUUUCUGCAUUGCAGUCAUAAAACAAAAGUGUUUGUCUUCAUAUUUGUGUUGCUAGACCAAAAUCGGCCAGUUAUCGCAUCAGUCAGGUUGUAAUUAUUCUUUCUGGCUUAUCCCUCUUUUAUUUAUUUAUUUCCUGAAGCUUAUUUAUUUCCUCACUUUCUCUUGACAUUCCUGCUUCUUUAUGCAGACGAUGGGGCUGUCACUCAAAGUCACCUAUUGGUUGAUCGAUCAAAGUUCAUAGAUCAACUCUCAGGCUCGCCAGCAAAUAACAAAUCAUCAAGAAAUUAAUAAAUAAAAUGGAAAAGCACAUUUUAAAAAAGGAUUAAUGCCUAAAUUUAUUUUUAGUAUUAUUUUUGGUGCAUUUUAAUGUGUCCUGAGUACAGUAUAUAUAUAUAUAUAUAUAUAUAUAUAUAUAUAUAUAUAUAUAUAUAUAUAUAUAUAUAUAUAUAUAUAUAUAUAUAUAUAUAUAUAUAUAUUCUUGAUUUUGGCAGAUUCGGUCCUCUGUACUUGUGUGUUUCUGAAGGGUUUUGAUGGUUUGAUGGAACAACAGUCAGGUUUCUGUGUCUGUUUUGGCGUUUGUUGUGCUGCAGAAAGAACAAAAUGAAUCCAAGCCAUCUUUGGACUUUAAAAAAAAAAAAAAAAGCCUUCAUUUUAUCAGCGAUUGCAUGGCAAUAUUUUAAUCUUGGGACUCCACAUCUAUGUUGGCAAAUAAACGAAACUACCUAACAUUAAUGUAUUAAAGAGAACUGCCUCCGUCGGCGUGUCCUGCACAUUAUUCAGUCAAGUCAAGUGUCUUUUCUCCUCCCCGGGUAUUGUAGUGGGAAAAUGAAUGAGUGUAAAUUUAGUUUUUAUUUCUCUUGGCCUAUCACUGUCUGUGUUUUUGUUUUUUUUUGUCAAAACUGUGGAAUAAAGGUCUAAUUUAAUUGAAGCGCU